CUUUGCUGCUCGUCUUCUCUUUUUGUUCGUUUUCCCACUCAUCUAGCGACCCAGCAAGUCUAGCACUAGAUACACAUUCUGUAUGCUCUUCGCUGGCAGAAGUCUUUGCUCUUGAUAAUUCUAUUCUGCGUACUCUUAACAUGGCUGCCCACCGAGAAGACUCCACCACUAAGCCACCCGGCUUAGCUGACCCCUCGGAAACAAAGGCGCCGAACAACGCAAGUGCCGCAGAGGUUAUGAAAUCUUUUGAAGGGUUUCUCUCCUUCGUUCUCAGCCUUUCCAUCUUUGGUGCUUCAACUUUCGCUGUCAUUGUGUCAGAAAUUGCAAACCCUAGCGAGCUCGGGGCGAAUCCACGCUUUACUCGUGAGACCGUUCGAACCCUGCUUGGUAUCUCCUGGUUACUCUUUAUCGCUGCGCUUUAUUUAGUGGCUGUUUCCAUGAGCCUCCUAGCAUUUCGGCGAGAGCAUGCUAAGCCAUCGUCUGAUGGCAUUGGCAAACAUGCAUGGGAGCGCCUAGGGCUCGUGGCUUCAUCUUUUAUCCAGCUCUUGGUAAUCGCGGCAUUCCUGUUCCUUUCGCUUGUUCUUGUGGCAUACACUCCGGCGGUUGGAUGGGUUGCGGUUACAUUCACUUCGAUAGCGGCAGCCUUCGCCUUUGUAUCACUCGCAAUUCAAUGGAUCGAGCUUUCUAGGCAUAGACCCGGGACGUGUUUGUAGAUGAAAUUCGAUGCAGAAGCUGGUUAGGGCACUUGGAAAGCCUACAUACAGGAUUUGGAUCAAAGAACUCAAUACCCUCUUGUAACUGAGAAAGAGUUAUUCUGACUCCAGGCUACAAUGUAGUUCUUCUCCAAGUAUAGUUAGGCUAGAGUAAACACAGGCUAACUUUGAAGCCCUUUGACCAGCGAAGCGUAGAUUUUGCUGUAUACGGUGCAUUUAAUUGUGCAGGUAUAUAUAGGUACGAUAGAGAAAGUAUAUACAAGUAAUGAAUGUCAGAUGCGGUACGUUAGC
Messenger RNA from Bipolaris maydis ATCC 48331, 1004 nucleotides. RefSeq lists its product as uncharacterized. The record is from RefSeq and is a predicted model, not a curated record. NCBI's taxonomy places the organism in Eukaryota, Fungi, Ascomycota, Dothideomycetes, Pleosporales, Pleosporaceae.